Gracilinanus agilis (Agile Gracile Mouse Opossum) is the source of this 531-nucleotide messenger RNA. It is a transcript of the gene CMTM3, whose product is annotated as CKLF like MARVEL transmembrane domain containing 3. The coding region runs from base 1 to 531 and encodes 176 amino acids. The transcript is spliced from 5 exons. Gene Ontology annotation, cellular component: membrane. The record is from RefSeq and is a predicted model, not a curated record. Lineage: Eukaryota; Metazoa; Chordata; Mammalia; Didelphimorphia; Didelphidae.
AUGUGGCCCCCAGCCGACACUGAGGCCGCGGGGGCCCCGGAUGACCCCCAGCCCCAGAGCCUGAGAGCUCUGCUCCCCUCACGGGAAUUCGUGUGCUCCCGCAAGGGCCGCCUCCUCCUAGGAGAAUCGGUGUUGUCUUUCAUCAUCUUUAUCUGCUACAUUGCAUCCACGGCGGCACCGUUCCUGACCGUGCCCCUCUUGAAGUUCCUGCUGGCCCUCUGCUUCUUCUUUGGCUACUUCAUGAAGAUCAAUGAGAAGAUCCCAGGAAUAUGCUGGCCCCUCUCGGACUUUCUUCGCUGUAUCACGGCGGCCAUCAUCUACUUUGCCAUCUCCAUCACGGCCAUCUCCAAGUAUUCGGAUGGAGCUUCCAAAGCCGCUGGAGUAUUUGGCUUCUUCGCCACCAUCGUGUAUGCCUUUGACUUCUACGUGAUCUUUAACGACCUGUCCGGGUUUCUCAAGCAAGGAAAUGCUGCCGGUGACCCCGAAGCCGAAAAGUCGGAAGAGGAAGACUCCAAUUCCGAUUCCGACUGA